Salvelinus sp. IW2-2015 is the source of this 1678-nucleotide messenger RNA. RefSeq names its product zinc finger protein 148. NCBI's taxonomy places the organism in Eukaryota, Metazoa, Chordata, Actinopteri, Salmoniformes, Salmonidae. Gene Ontology annotation, biological process: regulation of transcription by RNA polymerase II. Gene Ontology annotation, molecular function: DNA-binding transcription factor activity, RNA polymerase II-specific. Gene Ontology annotation, cellular component: nucleus. The record is from RefSeq and is a predicted model, not a curated record.
CGCUCUACGGGUGAACACUUCCGGUAGCGUUUCCUGUGUUUGUAAACUGAGAAAAUUGGAACUCCGACAAGAAAUAUUAAUCUGCAAAACUCAACAAAAUCUUAAGGCCUUGGCCCCUGAUUAUUUGGGUGAGUGUGGUCUCUUCUCACACCCCUCAUCCUGAGUGACCCCCCUUGACGCACCCCUUUACCCCCAAACACACACACGCAUUCAAACCACGCACCGGCGAUGACACACCAUCCCAACAACUCCGUUCGAGACCACAUGAAAUGGGCUGGGUUGCUGGGCUGUGAGACGGUGCUGUCCAGCAUCGCCCUGAUGCAGGCCAACAACAUGUCUGGCAGUCAGAAGAAGUUGACAUCACAGCACGGCCAGGGUCAGAGAGACAUUAACAACCCUGAAAGCCACCAGCAGCAGUCUCACGAGGCUCACCACGUCCACCACAACAACCACCAGGCCCACCACAGCCACAUGGUCCUGCCCUCKGGAGUCAGCUGCCCACCCCUGUUAAUCAGAAAAGAUGGACACUCAUUUCAUACGCCCAGGCUGCUGGAUGAGAAAGAUAUGCAGGCCAGCCAGAAUAUGCAAUCGACAAAGAAGAAGCACAGAAAAUCAGGAACACCCAACAAACUGAGAGAGAAAGUGGAGCAGGUGGAGAUGGAUAUUAACGGUGAUGAUGAUCAUGAUUCACUAGUACAGAAGAACUUCAUUUGUGAGCACUGCUAUGGAGCAUUCCGAAGUAGCUACCACCUGAAGAGGCACAUCCUCACUCAUACAGGGGAGAAGCCGUUUGCAUGUGACGUCUGUGACAUGCGGUUUAUUCAGCGAUAUCAUCUGGACAGACACAAGAGAGUUCACAGUGGAGAGAAGCCCUACCAGUGUGAUCGCUGCAAUCAGAACUUCUCACGGACGGACCGUCUGCUACGUCACCGGCGUCUGUGUGGAGCGAGGACCAGCCUUCCCAAGGAGGAGAACCAGUCAUUCUCCUGCGAGAGCAGAGGAGGAGCCUACUCCCAGGAUGCACCUGGGCACACGGCCACCUGGAGCCCCCUACAGCAGCAGAACAGCCGUCUGGCUGUCUAACCUCUGACCCCUUGGAGAAACCCCACCUAACACAGUUGGCAGUACUCAAAUCAUGAUGGAGCAGACCAGUACUGCGUUGUCCCUCAGCCCAGAUAAACCUGGCUAAGACACAAGACAAAGACAACAAACCUUAUGCUGUUCUCAACACUGAGCUCAUAUCCUGUUGAUGGGAUAGUGAAUCAUUUUCUACUCGUUUUAUUCUAAUUUUUGUAUCGUUACGUACAUGGUACAAGACCUAGGGUGGGAGGGGUUUGGGCAAGCUGUCAUAUUACUAUGGCAAUAAUGAAUUCACAAACUGAUAUGUUGUAGCCUCAAUUGGACUAGUAUUUUUUUGACUGUGAAUGAUCCAUGGACACUCAAUGUAAGGUCGGCCUGGUCAAACCAAUAUGCUACCCUGGCUUUGAUUUUUUACUAUUGAGUGUUUGUGGAAGCUCACCAUUAGGCAAUUCUGCCCUACCAAGCAAAAAGGCAGUAACUGCUCAUAGCGUGGAACUGAUAAAUAUGGCUUUUAUUUACCUUUGUUUCACAGUAACUUUAUGCAGUUACUGCUAACAUGACCCCCAUUUUAUCCAAAACACAAUACAAUAGAGGCAGG